Messenger RNA from Rotaria sordida, 798 nucleotides. Lineage: Eukaryota; Metazoa; Rotifera; Eurotatoria; Philodinida; Philodinidae. The record is from the annotation of a GenBank genome assembly.
AUGGCCAAGGCAAAGGAACCUAGUAACAAAUCUCGCUUCACUGAUCUUUACGAUGAGCCUGUAAGUCAUCUUUUAUCACCAAUAAAAGGCUAUGAAAAGAAACCACUCGUUACGCUUGCUGAAGCUAUUGCACCGGUAUCGGGAUAUUUUGAUGAAAUCGAAGACAAUGUGUUAGUUGCGUUACAUAAUUGUCAAAAGCCAGCUGAUGACCUAACUCAACAAGAAUCAGCUUCCAUUCACUUAUAUACAAUGGAAUUCGUUGGCGGACCAAGUUUAUAUUUUUUACUCAAUAAAUCAUUACGUGCUGAAAAUCGUAAAGAUUUGAUACAAUGGUUCUCGUAUCUCAAAUUAUUUCUUACUGCCCUAUAUAAGCUACCAUCACAAAGCAGACGAGUAUGGCGUGGUAUUCGCGGAGUUGAUUUAAGUUCAAAAUACACAAUCGGCACUAAAUUCGCUUGGUGGGGCGUAAGUUCGUGUACUGCUGACAUGGAACUACUUGAAUCAGACACAUUUUUGGGUAAAGUUGGACUACGCACUCUCUUUUCAAUUGAGUGCACCGAUGGAAAAUCUGUUUCAGCACAUUCGUAUCUCAAAAAUGCUGAAAAUGAAAUUAUUCUUAUGCCUGGCUCCUAUUUCGAAGUGAUAGGUAAAUUAAAUCCAGCACAUGAUCUUCAUAUUAUUGAAUUGAAACAGAUCAAAUCACCGAUGACAUUGGUUAAAGCACCAUUUUCAAAAUCGAACGGUACAUCAGGUAUGAAUAGCUCAAUACUUGUCAUUUUCGUUCCUCCAACCCAUUGA